AUGAGGACUGCAUUCCUGGUGCUGCUCCUCUGGGCCGUAGCCUGCGCUCACCCCGGUACAGCAAGUGAAGAUUACAUCAACAAGCUGGGCAACCUCCUGGGUGGUGGAGAUGGCAGACAUCCUUCUGCCAGUGCAGAAAGGGGGGACAAUACACUUGCCGGGGACCUGCAGGGUGGGAACGCCGUGGGCGAGGAGCUGGCUGAGCGUGGUGGUGAAGACAAGGGAGGCAGAGUUGGGCAGGCUCAGCACCUGAACCGGGUGGACCACGAGGACACGAGUGCCUGGGAUGGAAAUGGCCUUGGUUUCCUGGAGGAGGAUGCACGCGAUGCUGAUGAUGGUGACAAUGGAGAGCACUACGGCACUGGAGACAUAGGGCUUCCCUCCCGCACUGGUGGGCUACUGGAUGAGGAGGAUGACAGUGGGGAUGACACUUUUGACGAGAAUGGGGAAGAGGAGGGGGGCGAAGGUCCUACUUAUGUGGCUGGGGCUGUUGGAGGGCACGGCGACAGCAGCAGCAGUAGCAGCAGUGAGAGCGUUGGGGCAGACCACCGCCGGUACAGGAACUACCUUGGCAGCCGGUAUGAGCGGACCUACAGGUCCCCGGAGGUGGAGGAUGCUGACGUGGGAGAAGACAGCCCAUCCACGGAGGAAAACAGUCAGUUGGAAGAGCCUGUCACCAGCCAGUCAGAAGAAAACAGCGCCAGCCGCUCCGGGGAGGACAGGGAUGGGGAGGACAGCCCCUCCAUGGAGGGUGAGGGCAGCAAGUCCAGAGAGGAGACUGCUGACCGGUUGGACGAAGAUCUGGGGGAGUCGCCGGAGGAUAUCUCCCAGGAGGCAGUAGGCACGUCAAGUGAGCGCAGCAGCAGAUGGUCCCAGGAAGGGCAGGAAGACCGGGAGUCUGCUGAGGACAGGAGUGUGCCAUCCACACCUGACAGUGAGUCCUGGGAAGACAUGGGUGACCAGAGCAAGUCCAGGGAAGAUGAUGGCGACCAGAUCCAGUCCACAGAGGACACUGUGGAGGAGUCAAAGGAGGACAAGAAUGACUCCGGCCCUGAUAGAGACAUGCUGAGCACAUCAGCUGAGAGCCAGAGUGCAUCCCCGGAGGAAGAUGGCAGCCAAGAGGACAAUGCAGAUGAGGACAGCAGGUCCACAGAGAGCAACAGCGAGUCCCAGGAGGAUGAUGACAAUGAUGAUGAGGAGAGCCACUCCCAGGAGGAUGCCACACGUGAGUCCAGCAGCCGUGGAGAUGACAGCUCGCCACAGAGCCUGGAGAGUGGGAGUCGCAGACGACGGCUGGGUGCCUACCACAAGAAGCCUGCUGCCGACUAUGAUGACAACGACUGCCAGGACGGGUACUGA
This is a messenger RNA of Opisthocomus hoazin, 1359 nucleotides long. The record is from RefSeq and is a predicted model, not a curated record. NCBI's taxonomy places the organism in Eukaryota, Metazoa, Chordata, Aves, Opisthocomiformes, Opisthocomidae.